Molecule: messenger RNA, 5738 nt
Organism: Biomphalaria glabrata
Lineage: Eukaryota; Metazoa; Mollusca; Gastropoda; Planorbidae
Product: focal adhesion kinase 1
Exons: 29
Coding region: 422-3778 (1118 amino acids)
Biological process (GO): signal complex assembly; protein phosphorylation
Cellular component (GO): focal adhesion; cytoskeleton
Molecular function (GO): protein tyrosine kinase activity; ATP binding
Source: RefSeq, a predicted model, not a curated record
UAAUUAAACUUACAAAUGACAAUAAUUGAGUAGUAAAAACUGACAAUGGGCUUCAGCUUGAGGUAGAGCAAACUGUCUGUGGAUCCCUGUAGUACAGUUUACAUAGCUAUAUCUUCUUACCUUGGUGAACUUGUAUCCCACUAUCUUGUUUACUUACACCCAAACAUUCACACACAAACACAGGGGAAGUGAGAGUGAGUGUGUGACAAGUGUAUUACUCACACUCCUGAUGAUAAAACUACUCUUGACAUUUCAGUGUUUUCUUACUCUAGUCUUGGACCCCCUCUUGGCACCUGCAUGCCAGGCAUGCUCCACAAUGUUGUUAAGAUCAAGUUGUAGAAAGCUUAUCAUCAUCAUCAGUGCCUUUCCUACUACAGAGGUAACAGCUGUCCUCAUGUAGAAAACACAGCACUACACAAUAAUGAUGCAGCAACCCAUAGACCGUUCAAUACUGAAAGUGCAUCUCCCCAAUGGAGGGUUCAACAUGGUGAAAUAUGGGGAUGCCACAGACGUCAAGGAUAUUAUCAAGUUGGUUGUUGGUCGACUGGCUGCAGGUGAGAGAGUGUUUGCAAGAUGCUUUGCCCUGAAACUUGUUGUGAUUUCUCAGCGACAAGGCUUUUGGCUACACAAUGAUCUCAGUAUGUAUCAGGUCAGGCAGAAGUAUGAAGCAAAGUGUCUGCCAGAAGACCUUCGUUAUGAGUUACGAGUUCGAUACCUACCCAGAAGUAUUCAAGAACUUCACCAAAAAGAUAAAGUAACAUUUUAUUAUCUUUAUGAUCAGGUGAGGUCAGAUUACUUAAAAGAGAAAGCAGACCACAUUGACCCAGAGAUAGCCAUCAAGUUGGGCUGCAUUGAAAUGAGACGUUUUUUUAAAGAUAUGCCACAAGUUGCCUUAGACAAGAAGUCCAACUUUGAUUACUUAGAGAAAGAAGUUGGUUUCAAACGCUUUUUGCCAAGAUCUGUGAUAGAUAGUAUGAAGUCCAAGUCCCUCCGCAAGAUAAUUCAGCAGCAGUUUCGUUGUUAUGCCCAGCUGACAGAGUCGGAGUGCGUCUUCAAAUUUUUUGAGACUUUAUCUUCUGUUUAUAAUUUUAACCAUGAAAGAUUUCGUUGUGCCUUAGGGUCUGGUUGGAGCAUCUCUGUAGAAAUUGUGAUAGGUCCAGAUGUUGGUAUUAGUUAUUUAACAGAGAGAGCCUCUACACCCACCCACAUGGCAGAUUUCGUCCAAGUCCAGUCUAUCCACACAAUGACUGGAGAUGACAACAAAGGGGUAGUGCAGCUCAAAAUUGUUGGGGCAUCUGAGCCACUAACAAUUACAUGUAAGACUUUAGAUGAUGUGGAGGACAUGGCUGACCUUAUAGAUGGCUAUUGCAGGCUAGUCCAUGACAUGCAAGGAACACUGUGGAGUAAAAGAGAUGACUCCAUACCCAGAACACCGAAAGUGAAUUAUCCAAGGGGCGGACCUGGCAGGACAGAGGACAUCUUCUCAGGAAAUGAAAGAAUAUCGGACUAUGCUGAAAUUGUGGAAGAAGAAGAUGACUAUAGCACCCCUGAUGGAAAACCAAAAAAACGCAGUGUUCGCCGCAAGUCAAGAGAUUAUGAAAUCCCAAGAGAUCACUUGAGGCUUGUGGAGAUACUGGGCGAAGGACAGUUUGGAGAUGUUUAUAAAGGCAUGUUCUUUGACAAGACUGGAACCCAAGUGCCUGUAGCUAUAAAGACAUGUAAAGAAGAUGGUGAGGAAUGUAUGGCUGAGAAGUUUCUAGAAGAAGCUUACAUUAUGCAACAGUUUGAUCAUCCACACAUUGUGAAACUUAUAGGCAUAUGUUCAGAUACUGCACCUGUCUGGAUUGUCAUGGAAUUAGCCAAGCAUGGAGAGAUGCGAGCAUACCUCCAGAACAAUCAGCCCCAUCUGGACCUUGUCAUGUUGAUACUGUAUUCUUAUCAACUCAGCACAGCCUUAUCUUAUUUAGAAAGUAAAAAGUUUGUACAUAGAGAUAUAGCAGCCCGUAAUGUUCUUGUGGCAUUUCAUGACAAUGUUAAGCUGGGAGACUUCGGCCUGUCUAGAUGGGUUGAGGAACAGAGCUAUUAUAAAGCAUCCAAAGGCAAGCUUCCCAUCAAGUGGAUGGCUCCUGAGUCAAUCAACUUUCGCAGAUUUACAACAGCUAGUGAUGUUUGGAUGUUUGGUGUUUGUAUCUGGGAAAUUUUGAUGUACGGUGUGAAACCUUUUCAAGGUGUCAAAAACAAUGAUGUGAUUGGUAAAAUAGAAAAUGGAGAACGGUUGCCCUUACCUCCAGGAUGUCCACCAUCAUUGUACAACCUUAUGUGUUCUUGUUGGAUCUAUGAGCCUUCAAAGCGGCCCUCCUUUGCUGAUCUCAAAACUUGGCUCCAUGAAAUUUUAACAGAAGAGAAACACAGACAAGAGGAAGAAAUGCACAGAGAUAACAGGCGAGUUCAGGCCAUAUCCUGGGCCGGUUCCAAUGGAUCUGACGAAGAACCUCCACCACCUCCUAAGCCAGCUAGACCACUGUUUGCAUUGUCCCCAACAGGCUCCACGCCUAACUUGUCAGUCAAUGUUGGGAACUCUUUCAAUUCCAGCGUGGCUUCCCUGCCCCAUCAGUGGAACAGCACCACUAAUCUACCACUGGGUCACAGCACUCCAGCCUCAGGGCCCUCACCAGACACUAAUGCCAUCAAGUCCCAAGUUUCACAGCGAUCUCAAGAUAUACCAAAACCCCUACCUCCUUCUGCAACUCACAUAGAAUAUCAACUACAGAAUUUUUUCCCUUCUGCAAACUCCAUGCAGCAUCCAUUAACCCUGCAGGUCAGCAACUCCAACCAGCAGCCACUCCUCAUCAACCAUCCUCACAUUUCACUGCCCCCCAGAAAUCUAAGUCACCACACACCGCUUGCAGCACCACCACAGGCAGCAUUCCAGCAGCCGCAGCAUUUCAACAGCAGCCAUAAGACCUCUAUGACCAGCCGCCCUGAUCCCCCCACGCUGACUGUACCUCCGCCUCCCCCAGCUGACCAUUUCCAGCUAUCCAGAAAUAACCAGGUGCUCUCCCCUCUUUCGCCACCACCUACACCUCAGGGUUUUACACAACAUCACAGACAUGUUGAGGACGUGGAUGAGGCUGUCAUUGAAAUGAGGUUGAAGCAGCAACAGAAAGAGUCUGAGGAAGACUCCAGAUGGUUGGAGGCAGAAGAGAAAAAUUUGAAACGAGAUUCUGUCGCUCACAACCAUGGUCACAGUGAUAAUACUAAGGAGAACUCCCCACCCACAAUAUCUGGUGUCAGAAGUUUGCCUACAGCAAGGAUACUACAACGAACAUCAAGUAGCACCAGUAGCACAAGUGACUCAACAGAUACUGGAUCAUUACAGAAGAUUUCUAGAGUGAAUGACAGUGUUUAUGACAGUACCACCAGCGUGGUCAGAGCUGUUAUGAUGAUGACCAAAGAGGCACCACAUGUGGAUGCUGAGGGAUACUUGGAGAUGGUGAAAAAAAUUGGCAGUGAGCUGAGAGUGUUGUCCAGUAAAGUGGAUGAAGUAAUGCCAACACUGCCACCUGAAACACACAAACAGAUUGACAUGGCUCAGAAGGUACUGUCAACUGACAUGGCAUCACUAGUCAGCGCCAUGAGACUAGCACAAGAAAAUUACAACACUCCCCUAAUGCCUGACUACAGAAAGAGUAUGCUCAAGUCUGCUCACGCCCUGGCCAUGGACUCCAAGAAUCUUCUGGAUGCUGUGGACUCGGCCAGACUUCAAGCAACCAGUUAGAUUUGUUGUUUUAUUUUUGCCCAGAGUUUCAUUUCUAGCCAUCUCUUCUUCAAUUAUAACUGCCAACACUUUUUGAAUGGAAAUGUCUGUGUCAUUGUGUGUGUGAGGUUCCACUGAAAGUAUAGGGCAACAGGUGCUUCAAAUGCUUACUGUGUAUACAUUGUAACUGUAUUGACUAUUGCUAAGUAUGCUCUAAGAAAUUGUUGCUACAUCUGUCUUGUGUUUCAUGACAGUUUCUUUCUACUACAUGCAGUCUAUUUGACGUUUUGUAACAUAACUAUUUUAAAAUUAAAUUGAAUUUAGGUUACUGAACCGCUUGUCCAGCGUGUCCAGCCAAUCUCUGAUAGCCACUCAGGGCCAGUUCAUGUGGUGCCUAUGCACACUUCUUGUUCAACUACAUCCCCUCCCCCCCCCAUCACCUGCUAUGUAGGUUUUCUAUUUUUCUAUUUCACUUUACAAUAAUGUGUUUGAAACAAAAUAUUUUACAAAAUUGUUACAAAAAAUAUUUUAUCUAUGAUUCAAAAAAUUGAUCACACAUGUUCCUGUAAGUUUUUUUGUUUUUUUUUCCCGGUUUUAAAAUGAUUAAAUCUUGUUUUAUUAAAUGUCAAACUGUCAGUUUCUACUAAUGUAAACAGAAACUUUUGCUAAGUUCAGAUUUAGUUUUAAUCUUUAUGGCUGACUCAGUGAAUACAUAGUUUUACCAUGUAUGCUUAUUUAUUAUUGUAAUGUAUUCUGUUUUUUUUUUUAAUCAAUUUUUUUAAUGUAAGGUCUAACAGGAGUUUGUUGCUUUUCAUGUUACCUUUGCUGUAUAUUGGAGAGAUUGAUUUCAAGAUUGUACAUAGUUUUGACAAAGAUUGAACAUUUUUUUUUGUUGAGAAAGUGUGUAUUUUGUUUAUGUCUGGGAAUCCCCCCCCCUCCCCCCCACUUCUCCCCAUGUGUACCUCAAAUUCAUCAGUUUAGUUAGUGAGUAUCUUAAUUAAGCACUCAUUAGUAGACUUAAUUACCUUCUCUUUCCUGUCAACUUCAUUUGUAUGUCAAGUCAGUCAAAUGUUUCAACUUUCAAUGAACGGGAAAAGGCAGCUGGAAAGAGUUGAGGUUAAUGGAUAUACCAACUCAAACAGUUUUAGCAACUGGAAAUUGGUUCUGUAGGCAAAGGUUGCCUUUCUUGUUUUGUAAUGUUAGAUUAAAUGUAGUGGUCUAUUAUUAGAAAUGAAUGGAAUGUUACAAGACAUCAUGACCUUGAUGGAAUUUGAUGCUUUUUAAUUUCAAGCUUCCCAGAGUUUUAAAUUUGAAAUCUCAUUUUGAAUGGGCAUCUAUGUUUCAUUGUUGUUGUAAGUUCAGUUUGUAGUUGUAUAGGAUGAAAUACUGUGGUAGUACUCAAGGAGGCAUAUUCUUAAGUCUUUUGUAGGAGUCAACAUGAUAAAGUAGCUAUCUUUUGAGCUAUCAACUGUGGUGACCAAGUCACAUUGAAAUAAAGAAUGGAUUUUUAUUUUAUCUGACAGGUAGAAAUGUAUAAUUCAAUAACAGCAGAGUUUCUCUGUUAUUUUUUUGACAUCUAUUAGUGCUGAUAGAAUUAGGUAGAUAGUACCCAUAGCAACAUUCCUAGCUGCCUGUUUUUUUGUUUCAUAACUACUUGUACAUACACAGUUUGACACUGUAAGAAACAUGCCCAUUGACUAGCAGGUUGACUCUCUAGAAAUUAUGUAGUCAGUUUAGUCAGUUAUCUCUGUGGGGUUUAUACAACUGAUAUUGAAAAACUUAGCACAUACAAUAAAAAUGUAAGAUUGAGGUACCAGUUUGCUUGACUUCACCUCCCCUUCACAUAUUCUGUUUAUCUUUCUGUGUUAUUUUUUUUUUGUUCAUGCAAUCAUUUCUUUCCAUAAACAAACUAUUUAUUAAAACUAUUUUUGAAAACUGUUGUGUAUAUAGACAAAAUAAAAUUGUGAAAUGAAAAAAACAA